Messenger RNA from Erpetoichthys calabaricus (reedfish), 3503 nucleotides. RefSeq names its product extracellular calcium-sensing receptor-like. The coding region runs from base 31 to 2358 and encodes 775 amino acids. Gene Ontology annotation, cellular component: membrane. The record is from RefSeq and is a predicted model, not a curated record. The transcript is spliced from 5 exons. Gene Ontology annotation, molecular function: G protein-coupled receptor activity. Lineage: Eukaryota; Metazoa; Chordata; Cladistia; Polypteriformes; Polypteridae. Gene Ontology annotation, biological process: G protein-coupled receptor signaling pathway.
GAUCUCCAGAGUUAUCAGUGGGUUCAGUCUAUGAUUUUUGCUAUUAAUGAAAUAAACAAGAAUGAAGAUCUGCUCCCCAACCUCAGUUUGGGUUAUGCCAUUUAUGACACCUGUAACAGUAUCACAAGAGCAGUGGAACAGAUGUUUGCACUUAUCACAGGGAGUGAUGUCUAUGUUCCCAAUUACCAGUGCUAUAUAAAUUCCUCUUUAGCAGCAGUGAUUGGAGAAUCAUCUUCCACUAUUUCCAUUUCUAUGGCAACAAUUCUGGGAAUUUACCAGUAUCCUCAGAUUAGCUACUUUUCAUCCCUCCCUGCUCUCAGUAACAAGAAGGAGUUCCCAUCUUUCCUUCGCACUAUACCCAGUGACACAUUUCAGUCCAAAGCAUUUGCUUACCUUGUAAAGCACUUCGACUGGAAGUGGGUUGGUACUUUGGCAGAAGAUAUUGAGUAUGGAAUUCAAGGAGUCCAACUGUUCAGAGAAGAGGUGGAGAAAUAUGGUGUUUGCAUUGCUUUUGCAGAAAAAGUCCCACUUACGUUUUCAAGAGCAACCUAUCAACAGAUAGCAGAAACUAUUAAAAGUUCCAAUGCAAAAGUUAUAGUAGUUUUCUCUGGUGACAGCAAUCUGCUUCCCCUAGUGGAGGAGAUUGCUAAACAGAACAUAACAGGUAUUACCUGGCUUGCCAGUGAGGCUUGGAGCACAGCUACAUACAUCUUAAAAGAAAACCAAAUUAAACACUUUGAAGGAACAUUAGGAUUUGCAAUCACUAAAAGUCACAUUCCAGGUUUGCAUGAAUUUCUUGUCGGCCUCCAUCCUUUUAAUGAACCUCAAGAUAUGUUUAUAAAGGAACUCUGGGAAAACAUUUUUGAAUGUCUGUGGAAUCCAGGAGUUAAACAUGAUAGACGAGAGUGCACUGGGGUGGAAAAUCUUGCGGAAUUGACAAGCACAUUUUUGGACACCUCUGAACUGAGAAUUACCAGCAAUGUUUAUAAUGCAGUAUAUGCUAUAGCUCAUGCACUGCAUAACUUGGAGUCUUGUGAAGAGGGCAGAGGUCCUUUUAAGGAAGGGAGAUGUGCAGAUAUUCAUGCGUUUGAACCAUCACAGCUACUCCACUAUUUAAAGAGAAUGCAAUUUUUAGACAAGGCUGGGAACAUUCAGUAUUUUGAUGAAAAUGGUGAUACUGUGGCAAAGUAUGAUCUUGUCAACUGGCAAAGAGGAACCGAUGGGUCUGUAGUGGUGAAAACUGUUGGCAGAUAUGAUGGAAGUAAACUUGGUGUGGAGCUUGAAAUAAAUAUGGAGGCAAUCUAUUGGAAUGGGGGGCAAAAAGAGCCUCCUGCUUCUGUGUGCAGUAAGAGUUGCUCUCAAGGUACAAGACGGAGUGCACAAAAAGGUCAGCCUGUGUGCUGCUUUGAUUGUGUUGAAUGUCCUGAUGGCAUGAUUACCAAUGGAACAGAUUUUGCAGAAUGUAUCAUGUGCCCUGAAGACUUUUGGUCAAAUGCAAGACGAGAUCACUGUGUGCCCAAGGAUUCCGAAUUCCUUUCAUUUGGAGAAUCUUUGGGAAUAAUUUUAACAGUGCUGGCACUAAUUGGCACUCUUGUCACAUUUUCUAUAAUAAUGAUUUUUCUGAAGUAUAUGAAAACACCAAUUGUGAGAGCUAACAACUUAGAGUUAAGUUUCCUGCUUUUGUUUUCACUCUUGCUUUGCUUUCUUUGUGCUUUGACAUUUAUGGGUGAACCCUCAAUGCAGAUGUGCAUUAUGCGUCAAACUGGAUUUGCAAUUAGUUUUGUGCUUUCCAUUUCUUGCAUUCUGGUAAAAACCUUAGUAGUGCUGCUGGCAUUUAAAAUGACCCUACCAAACCAAAAUGCAAUGAAGCGAUUCAGACCUCUUCAUCAGCGAUUGAUAAUUAUCACCACAACUCUGGUCCAAAUUGGCAUUUGUGUAGGGUUCAUGGUUUCUUCCCCACCAUCUGUGAACAGAAAUCGAGACACUGUCAUUUCUAAAAUUAUACUUGAGUGUAAUGAAGGCCCAGAGUUAGCUUUGUUUUGCAUUUUGGGCUACAUUGGAUUUCUUGCAGUGAUUAAUUUUGUUCUUGCAUUCCUUGCCAGAAACUUGCCAGAUAACUUCAAUGAGGCUAAAUUUAUCACCUUUAGUCUCUUGGUGUUUGUAGUUGUGUGGAUAUCAUUUAUUCCAGGAUACAUCAGCACAAAAGGAAAAUAUCUCAUUGCAGUGGAAAUCUUUGCAAUUUUGUCUUCUAGUUUUGGUCUGUUGGUUUGCAUUUUUUUCCCAAAAUGUUAUAUCAUAUUGCUAAAACCUGAGAUGAAUACUAAAAACAGCUUAAUGGGGCGACCCAACAAACACUAAGUGUCAUUCACCCCCUUUGUUUGCCCUGCAUGUACAGUAUAUGGUUUCUGGCAAAUAUGUUUCAGUGCCUCCCCCUGAGAAAUGGUACAUUUAAAUAAACUAAAUUGUUAGUUUUAGUCCAGAGUCUUUUUAGUGCUUGCCAUAUGUUAUUUAUGGUACAGAUUGUUUUCUACAUUUUCAUAUUAUAGGAGGACCAAAUGUAUAAAACAGCCCUACAAUUUGCAUUUUAGGGAUUGUCACAAUGUAUUUCUUAUGUUGAUUCACUAAUGGUUGCUAGCAUGAGUAAUUAAUUUUCUACCAUUUCCUGCCCCAUUACUUUUUCUUUUUUUAAGGGCCUUGCUGAAAGGCCCAACAGAGUAGGAUCCCUUCUGGCAGUAACAGGAUUUGAAAUGGAAAGCUUCCAUAAAUAGGCGCUGAGUCUUUAAGCCUUAAAUUAGAAAUUCCAGUAUUUGUAUAUAUAUUUUAAAAACAGUGCAAUUGGUAAAGACAACACCUACAUAAAUGUUAUUGAAAAGAAUCAUUUUGGUGGUGGUGUGCCUUUUCAGCUCCCAAUAUUCAUGCUAAAAACAGUCAUUUUUGUCAUAGAGAACCUUGCAAAGAGGCCACUGUACAAUAGAUAAUUACUAAAAUAAUUAUGCAGUACAAAGUAUACGAUUUUGUUGUGGAUGUGAACAGUAACUACUCUGGAAAUGUAAUUAUCACAUAUGAAAUGUGUAUCUAUAGGUGCCUUUUUAUUUUCCUUUCAAAACAAAUUUGUUUAAUUUGUAAAAAUGGUGAUAGUUUCUCAUUUGUCUGAAUGAACACUGUAAAUGUAGUAGUAGUUUCUGUUAGCUUGUAGAGUAGAAUUCUGACACCACUGCAGAUUUUGCCAGGUAAUUCUGAGUACCUUGUUUUACUCAUCUGCAAACAUUCAAGACAACCUUGUUGGCCAUCUCAUUGAUUUAUCAUGUCUAAACCUUGCAUCACUUGGUAAACAUUCAAAGGACUUCAGCGUGAACUUGUCACUUUGUUUGCCUUACCAUUUAGGCUACUUCACUAAUGUCAUAGGUUGUGGUAUUGUGUUAAAAGUAUAUUCAUAUUACUUUUUACAGAACAGACUGGUAGGAAAAAUAAUGUUAUAAUAAAAAGCAUUUUAUUUAUUACAA